Molecule: messenger RNA, 2022 nt
Organism: Trichophyton rubrum CBS 118892
Lineage: Eukaryota; Fungi; Ascomycota; Eurotiomycetes; Onygenales; Arthrodermataceae
Exons: 2
Coding region: 1-2022 (673 amino acids)
Source: RefSeq, a predicted model, not a curated record
AUGUUUUCAACCGUCCUCAAGUCGAAGUCACCUUCGAUAUCAAGCUCCAUAGCUAUCGUGUGCGAUAAGCAGGCUACAACAUAUCUAUCUGCCACCAAUAUAAAUUUCCGCCGCUUAUCCCACCUACCGUCAUACCGACGAUCCAUUCACUCACAGCAGUUCCAACCUUUCGUCCCUCCUAGCCCCGAGUCCCUUGGGAAACCCCGCCGUGCAAAGACAUACCCGCGAACUCGCAAAUGGCUUCGACGGCUCUUUUACACAGGCGCAUCUCUCGGCGCAUUGUAUAUCUUGGAUAGCCAGUUCAACGCUUCCUGCAUCACUCGCACCACUCGCACAUUCGCACUUGGCCUCUUCGUUGCUCUCGACUAUAAAAUCAACUUCCGUCCUAACCCUCCACUAGCAAAAUCUAUCGCAGCUGUGCACGCUCGGAGUGCGGAGCGUCUCUCUGUACUCCUUCGUGAGAAUGGCGGAUUAUACUUGAAAAUUGGCCAGGCAAUAGCCAUGCAAGCAGCCGUGCUUCCGCCGGAGUUUCAGAAAAUGUUCUCUCGUAUGUUCGACGAUGCCCCACAAAACGAUUGGAAAGAUGUGGAGAAGGUUAUCAAAGAAGAUUUUGGAAAAUCAGUUGAAGAGGUAUUUGGAGUUAGCUUUGAUGAUGACCCGAGCCGUGGAGUCAUGGAACGCACCGCCAGAGCUAGUGCUAGUGUAGCCCAGGUCCAUUGGGCCAGACUAGCAGAUGGGAGAGAGGUCGCAGUCAAAAUACAAAAGAGGGAGAUUGCACGACAGGUGAAAUGGGAUCUAUGGGCAUUUAAGGUCAUCUCGUACCUCUACUCCAAGGCUUUUGACAUACCAUUUUAUAGCCUAGUUCCAUUUGUAUCAGAACGACUCUUCUUGGAAACGGAUUUUGAGAAUGAAGCCGAUAAUGCGGAGCGUAUGGCUAAGUUAAUUUCCAGUGAACCACGUCUCCGAGAUAGAGUGUACAUCCCAAAGGUGUACCGCGAACUUAGCUCGAAGCGGGUUAUGACCGCUGAAUGGAUCGAGGGAGUCCGUCUAUGGGAUAAAGAUGCCCUGACUCGACCUUGGAGAGGAGGCUGGUAUCAGGGAAGCCCAGGCUGCCAUGGUGCUGCUCUAAAGGCGUCGGAUGGCAAAGUACCUCCGCACCGUGUUGGCGGUCCUGCCAUUAUUGACAAGAUAAAACCGGAUCGUGACUAUUGGAAAGGGAAGAACGGCCGUGGCGGCCUAGGCUUGUCACUAAAGGAAGUCAUGACUACCAUGGUGGAUUUGUUCUCUGCACAAAUGUUCCUUUGGGGAUGGCUUCACUGUGAUCCACAUCCUGGAAACUGGUUUGUCCGCCGACAGCCUUCCGGCAGGGCUGAACUAGUUCUCAUAGACCAUGGCCUCUAUGUCCAUAUGGACCCGAAAUUCAGGCAUGAAUAUGCCCGCUUCUGGAAGUCGCUACUAACAUUCGAUAAUGCUGCCAUCUCUGAAAUAGUUCAAGGUUGGGGUGUUAGAAACCCGGACAUGUUCGCGUCGCUUACCCUGUUACGGCCUUAUGAAGGGGGCGAGCACACCACCUUCAAACAAUUAGAGGGGCUGAGCAAACGGGAGAGAGCCGAGCGUCAUUAUGCAGCUCAACAAGCCAUGAGCCAGGCUAUCCGCGAUUUUCUCGGAGAUGAAACGAAGUGGCCUCACGAACUCAUAUUUAUAUCCCGGAACUUCCGCAUUGUCCAAGGAAAUAACCAAUAUCUAGGGUCACCUGUGAAUCGUAUCAAAAUAACUGGAACAUGGGCAUCCAGAGCCCUGAUAGAGUCUCCGUAUCUCACCCUCUCUGAAAGGCUCAAAAACUAUGGACGCCAUAUCAUAUUCAAAUGCGUCUUGUUUACAUCCGAUGUCUUCUUUUACUUCACCAAGAUUAAACAGUUCCUAGGCCUUAGUGGUGGAAUGGAAGAUGAGAUUGAAGCCCAGCUGCAGAAUAUGGCAAAGGAUAUGGGCGUGGAUCUAAGCCAGCCCGUGUUCGAAGGCUAA